UCUCAGGUCUGUCAUUAUGGCGUUAGAUCGUGGUAGAACCCGCAGCUGAGCAACAUUAUUACGACACAGCCUUUUCCUUACGGGAAGUGGGCGGUUCUAAACAAGAACCUCUGGAAGGGAUGUGACUUACUGGCUCCCCACAAUUAGGCAACUUAUUUCGGAAAGUGUAAAAUUUUGAAGCGCUUAAACAUGCUAAUUGUUUAGCAGCGGGUCUCGUGAACUUGAUCGACACGAUGUCUUCGGUGGUGCUGCAGUUGUUUGGAUUGGCUCUCCUCACCUCUGUGCUCCUUGCUGAACACGGCUAUGGCAACCAUCUGGUGAUUGCUCCACAGAGUCCAGUGGUCGAGAUAGGUACUAAUUUCACAGCUACGUGCAUGACCAUUAACACAGAUGAGGUCACUGCAGACGAUCUCUACUGGAACCUAUCAAUUUCAUCUGUUAUACCCGAACAAUACUACACAAAGAUCAAUGCAUCAGCCCUUGCUGUGACCGUCCCGAUCACCAGGGAAGAAUCGGAGUGGUUAUUUUGCCUCUGCAAGAAACGUUCCCCCUAUGUGGUACUGAAUAAAAGCAUAUUUACUCACGGGAUCUGGCUCACCAAAGGCUAUCGUCCAGUGAGACCAGAGAACCUGUCCUGUGUAGCAGAGCAGGAGAAUGACACCAUCUCCCCGUUUUUAAGCUGUAGGUGGGAAGUACUUGGUCCUCAAACCGAAGCUGUCCAAACAACUUACAAACUGAUGGUGGAAGUACUUCUUGGGAACACCUACAAUGUAACAACAACUCACAACAGGGCCCGUGUGUCUCUGGGCACCUUCCCCAGUCAUAUGGAACUGGAUGUUUGGGUGCUAGCACAUAAUUUACUGGGAACAAUAGAGUCUGAGCAUUUGAGACAGGAUGCCAAUGACUUGGUGAAAGCAUAUCCUCCAUCCAGUGUGAAAGUCAUUGCUGAGCAGGGUUUUCCCACUUCACUUCUUGUAAGCUGGGCUCAUCCUAUUCAUAAAACAAUAAUAAAACUGACUUAUCAAAUCCGGUUCUGCCCACAUGGAUCCCAUACCUGGAGCUAUUUACGUGUACCUCAUGCAAGUACAUACGACGACAAAACUUCCUUCAGACUGCAGAAUCUUCAACCAGUUAAAGAUUAUGUUAUUCAGGUGCGCUGCAAAUGUUUUAGGAGCAACCUUUGCCACUGGAGCAACUGGAGUACCAAUGUUACUGAAACAACACCAGAGGAUCGACCUACAAGUAAGCCAGAUUUGUGGCAGAUCUCUGGGAGGGGGAAGAGUGAAGAAGUGCAGCUCAUUUGUAAGGAUCCUGAAUUUUCCAAUGGAAGGAUAACAGCAUUUGGCAUAACAAUUCAGUACCACAAAAAUGGAAGUUUGGAGCGGGAGAUUAUCCCAGUUAACGAGUCCAGAGCAGACCGCAGCUCCAAUCAGAGGAGGGUCACUUUGCUUAAAAGGAUUUCCCUGGCUGACAAACCAUUUGUAAGAGUGUGUGUCAUUGCCAACAACUCUGUGGGGACAUCUCCAGAAGCUUGUUUGGGCAUCCCUGCAAAACCAUCUGAGCAACUAACAGUAAAAGACAUGAAGGUGUGGUCCCAGGAGGGUCAGAUGUUUGUGGAAUGGAAACAGCCCAACAACACAGCUGUAACUGAAUAUGUGAUCGAGUGGGUCAGCCAUGGAAAAAGAGACUGGCAGAGAGAAAACAGAAGCACCAGAGCAACUGUGAUUAAAGGGGUGCUUGACCGCUUUGUUUGCUACAACGUGUCAGUGUAUCCUAUACAGUUUGGAAGGAUCUGGAAGCCAGCAUGUUUAGAAGCCUAUCUGGAGCAAGGAGCUCCUUUACAGGGCCCUUCUAUUAGCAAGAGCAACCCAGCAUAUGAUAAGGCAGAGCUGGUGUGGGGUCAGAUUCCACUGGACAAGAGACGGGGCUUCAUCACAAACUACACAAUAUUCUACAGAAAAGAAGAUCAACUUCUUGAACCCAUUCAUGUCCCAGCUAACAUCACCUCCUACACUCUGACUAAACUGUCAGGCAACACCAAGUAUGAUGUGUGGAUCAGAGCUUCAACCAUCGCAGGCUCAGCAAACAGCUCCCAUCACUCAUUCAGCACUCUGAAAUAUGCACCAGGAAUGGUUGAGGGCAUUGUAGUGGGAGUGAGCCUCGGCUUUUUGUUCUUCGUUCUCAUGACUAUCCUGCUGUGCAUCUACAAGAAAGAUUUAAUAAAGGAGAACCUCUGGCCUCAGAUUCCUAACCCUGGAGAGAGCACCAUUGGAAACUGGUCUCCUGAUUAUCCUUUAAAGGCAGAAACUCCAAAGGAGAACUCUGUGUCUGGCGUCUGUGUGCUUGAUGUCGGAGUCUGUGAAGUAAAGCUUGGCUUUGAAGAGGACAAGACCAGUCUGUCUCUGAAGAAGGACAAAUACCUGUCUGAGGAGCACAGCAGCGGCAUUGGUGGCUCCUCGUGCAUGUCCUCACCUCGCCAGAGUGUGUCUGACAGUGACGAGGGCCCCGACCUUGCUGAUUCCACAGCCAGCACUGUGCAGUAUUCCUCUGUUGUGGCUUCCAGCGGUUACAAGGGGCAGACCCCCAGCUCCCAGUCGCAGCAUUCAAUUUUUUCCCGGUCUGAGUCCACGCAGCCGCUACUGGACUCAGAAGAGCACCCAGACAUGUUGGUGCAGGAGGGAUGCAGACAGGACCAGCAUUCUCUCAGACAAUCCUUAUUUACUCAUAGUGCAGAGAACCAGAAUACCAUUGAGUCUGAUGAUGUCAGUCUGCAAGGGGUGGAGCAGCAUGACUUCUGUCCGCUCAAAGAGGACGCUGAGCAGACCACAGAGUGGGACAGCCUGUCUGCUGCUGAUGGAGAGUCUACGAGACCAGGGUCCAGCUACAUGCCUCAGUUGGGUGGUUACAGACCUCAGUAAGAAUAUGUCUGACUAUAUCUUAUAUUUCAUUUCAAGCCUUUGACACAGUGAUAGAAAACUGUCCGACACUCAUUUCCUCUUCAACAUGUUUAUCGUGUGAGGCUUUAUAACGCUUUGUAACAUAUUGUGAAUGAUAGCCUGUAACAGUAAUGUAUGACUAUCAGACUAGACCACCCCCCAGUAUCUUGUCAAACUAAUGAGACUGCUGAAUGCUUGGAGUCUCCUCCGGACUGCGAAGAAGUUCAAACUGAAUCUGUUGUCAAAGAACAUAGAUGAGGCAAGAUUUUGUCAAACAAUUUUUGGCUGUGAGAUAAAAUGGCAGUUAGCUGUUAUCAGCAUUUAUGCAGUCAACCUGAAAACUGAUUUAACUGUGUGUUUAGCAGCUGUUCAUUUAGAGAAAACUGUAAUGAUACAGCUCUGCAAGCAUGACCACCACAAGGCUUUCCCACACAGCAGUGACACAUGUGACCUGUGUAAAGAGUCAAGGAUAGAGAUUUAUGGUGGGUUCUGUGUCUUUAGUAACCAAUCUGAACACUUCUGCACUUCUGAUGCCUUUUUAAAUAAAACACAGUCAUCAGCAUGUUUCCAGGUAACUAGUCAUUUCUACAGUAAACUCCAGGACCACAGGAAGGUGGAAGAGAAACCUGUUCCAGUUUCUGCCUGUUUUCAGCUGCAGGCUGAUCUCAACAAUGGAACAAAAACCUGUUUGUGGGAGCAGAUCAGCCAGACUACUCUUUUUGGAAAAAUGUGAAAGUGGCCUACAGCCUGUUCCGUUGCACCAGAGUGAAAUGGAGACUCCACAGGGCAGAGUGUUCGGUGCUCCUGGAACCAGAAACCGUGCAGAUCAUAUGAAACUGACAGUUAUGUUACAGAAAGAAGGUGGUGCUUGUUUAUCAUAUAGCUGCAGUUUAAGUGAAUACGUGUUAUCUUGAGGUUUUUAUAGAAACACAAAAACUACUAAUCAGAGAGCUAUAAUAAAACAUUAGUAGGAAUUGCUUGCAGUGGCCUAGCUGCUUGUUACUGACAGAAAAGUGCUAAGUGGACAUAUGUCUGUACUUCUGCUUAUUUCUUAAAUUUUUUCCAUGUUCCUUGCCAUGUUACCUUCAAUUGUUCUGGCUCUGAGCAUUUCUUCUGUUUGUUCAUGUCAGUUUCUUUCUGUAGCAACACUUCACAACAUGUACUCUCAAUGGACCCGACAGGACAAACUGUUUCAGUUGAUAUUCAAUUCAGUUUAAUUCCAGUUCAGUUCAUUUUUUAUUUUUGUGAUUUCAAUUCCUGAUUAAGACAAAUAUCUUUGCACACUGAAGUGUUAACGUAAUGUUCAGCUGAAACCUCUAUAAACUGCUGGUGAGGAGAUUGGCACUGCAGCAAACUCAGUUAGGGUUUGACCUUUUUCUUCUUCUUCUAUGCUUUCAACUCUGCAGAAAUGUUACCAUUUAGAGCUAGGUGUUAUCAUUUACAUCAUGUCUUUUUUAGCUUCAGUAUAUACCCUGCACUUGAAUGUGUAACCAAGUUAUCCUGUUAAAGUUAACCUGUACUGCAUAUCAAUAAAGUUUCUUUCAGAUGCCUA
Messenger RNA from Girardinichthys multiradiatus, 4488 nucleotides. It is a transcript of the gene il6st, whose product is annotated as interleukin 6 cytokine family signal transduce. The transcript is spliced from 16 exons. Gene Ontology annotation, cellular component: signaling receptor complex; membrane; external side of plasma membrane. Gene Ontology annotation, biological process: cytokine-mediated signaling pathway. The record is from RefSeq and is a predicted model, not a curated record. Gene Ontology annotation, molecular function: cytokine binding; cytokine receptor activity. The coding region runs from base 234 to 2918 and encodes 894 amino acids. Lineage: Eukaryota; Metazoa; Chordata; Actinopteri; Cyprinodontiformes; Goodeidae.